This is a messenger RNA of Argiope bruennichi, 2005 nucleotides long. RefSeq lists its product as uncharacterized. Gene Ontology annotation, molecular function: structural constituent of chitin-based larval cuticle. The record is from RefSeq and is a predicted model, not a curated record. Gene Ontology annotation, cellular component: chitin-based extracellular matrix. The transcript has 5 exons. The coding region runs from base 1 to 825 and encodes 274 amino acids. NCBI's taxonomy places the organism in Eukaryota, Metazoa, Arthropoda, Arachnida, Araneae, Araneidae.
AUGACGAUCAAAAGUCUCCAGUAUGGUUCUUGCUUCCUGGAUAUGUACGUUAUAGCUGUCAAGCCUAGUUACCCCCAUUCCAAAGCCAAGGCUACCAAUCCUCCAACUGCAGGGAUUGUAAUAUGUGCUUUGGAACAAAUAUCAACUAAAGGUUUUGGUGUUAAAGUGAAUCUUGUGUCAAAAACAAUGUUUCAGCUCGCCGUUAUCCUUGCUUUAGCAGCCCUAGUAAACUCCCAAGCUGUAUUGUUAACAGACGAUGACUUGUCAGCCUCCACCCCCUACCAGUUCAGUUAUUUGGCUCCUGCAAUCAACGGUGGAAGCACCCACGAAGAGACGGGAGAUGAAUAUGGCAGAAAAACAGGAUCUUACACUGUACAAAAUGAAGAUGGAAGUGAAAGAAUCGUCCAGUACGUAGCCGAUGAAAAUGGAUUCAGAGCGUCCAUCUCCACCAACGAACCCGGCACUGCUAACCAAAACCCAGCAGAUGUUACCAUUCAAUCUAGCGCAGAUGACGGUUACCAGUCAUUGCAGUCUCCACCCGCUGCCGUCAUUCCUUCUGUACCUGCUCGAAGAAUCCCCACGGUAAGACAGCCCUUCAACCCUAGAAGGAUCAUCAGCCGACCAGGCCAACCCUUCCUCGUCCCACUCCAACCCACCGUCAUCCCAACUGUUGUUCCAGUCGACAACGGCAGAUACUUCCCACUGAGAGGUUCAAGUCUCAUUCCACAGGCACUCCCAAUCGCUGGCGAUCAAACUGUGCUGUUCCCUGUGGAAACAUUUUCAGAUGAUUUCUACCAACCCAAUAUCAUCCUCCCACCUUAUUAAGCAGCAUUUUAGGUUUUGGUAAGGGGAAUCCUUUUGGGGAAAAAACGUUUGUCAUAUUUUGCUUAUUUAGUUCUUUGAGAAUGUUAUGACUUGCGAGUUUCAUCAGUAGCGUAAAUAAGCUUAUAAGAAAGUGUGCAUUUUUUUCUGGGUUUUCUGUCCACAGAUGUGAUUUGAGAAAUAUAUAUGAGGUAUGGCUAAAAUCUUCUGAACCUACAUGCUGAUUAACUAAUUUUUAAAAUCACUUAAAUUAACAAAAUUAGCUUUCAAAGAUUUAGGGAAAAUAUAGUACAAAGCAUUUGGAUGACAAUAUUAGGCUUUAUUGGGAACAAAAAAAACAACUUGGUUUGAAAGGAUGCAUUUCCAUUACAUUUCAAAUUUGCAUUUACUUAGAUUCUUUCCUUUGCUUCUAAGUUCAUUGCUAUUUCAUUUUCCUUUCAUUACAUAAUAAGAAGUUAUGAACUUUAAUGACAAUGUCCCUAAUGUUAGAAAAAAUAAUAUACAAAUUAAUAUUAGUGACCAUUUGAGUCAUUCUGAAACUUUGCUUGAAAAACUUAAUUUCUCAGGUCUCCAUUCAAAGUAGCUUUUCUUAUAUUCGUAUAAGAGUAAAACCCCUGAUUUGUUAUUCGUAUGAAUUCAUUGAUUCUUUUAUCCUUUCGACAUUACAACUUAUACGAAGGAUUUACUUCAACAAUUUGUAAUAAAUCCUUCUAAACUAUUGUUUGCCAACCUAAUGAAACUUAUUAAUGCAGAUGAGAUGUAAAAUGAUAUAAAAGGAUUUACUUAUAAAAGAAAAAAGGAUAAAAGCCAACCAUUUAUUCGAAUCAGUUUAAGACAAUCUUAAUAUGAAAUUUAAGAAAGCGAAAUCAAAAGGAAUGUAGUAUUUAGAAAAUGGUCAUUUAAAGAAAAAAAAAUAAAAAAACACAAGAAAUCCGAUUUAUUUAGAAAACUGAAGCUUCUUGGGGUAUUUCCGUUUUCCAGAAUGAAACUUGCAAUCGUAUCAUUUUUUCAGAACUGAAUAAGCUGCUGAAGUGGUUGUUGCAUCUCUUUAUUGUACGCACUUGUCUAGAGCUUACUAUUCAUGGUCUGGAGCUUAUUGUUCAUUUUCUUGUUGUUCAUUGAUGUUUUCCUUCGCAGUGAGACCAAAUCGCUCGUGUACAGUUGAAUGUAAAUAAAUACUGUA